CCGCAGAGCAGGGUGUGUACCAGCCGGGGGAGGCGGUGUGGGCUGGGUCGGCGGCGGCAGCGGCAGAAACAGCAUCUUUUCCUUUUUUCACUUGAAACAUCCUGUGACUUCGCAUCCUUCAGUGGGAGAUGCUCAGGGCGGAGGAUGCGGCUCAGAGUGCGGGGUGCGCGUGGCGGCGCGGGGCUGCGGUGGACCUCACUUGGGACAGAGGCUUGUUUUUAUUCUAACGCGGCGAGGACAGGUGCGUUUGUUUUCGUUAUCUAAAAAAAAAAAAAAAAGAUAAAUACAAAAAAUGUCUAAGAUCAAACAGUGCGAGUCGGUGCGCGUGGUGGUGCGCUGCCGGCCCUUCGGCUCCAGAGAGGCGGGGUGCGACAACAUCCUGGAGGUGGAUGACAAACUGGGACAGAUCACCAUCAAGAACCCGAGGGCGCCACCUGAUGAGCCCAGGAAAGUGUUCACGUUCGAUUCCGUGCACGGGUGGGACUCCACACAAGGCGACAUCUAUGACGAUGCAGUGAGGCCCCUGGUAGAGUCCGUGGUGCUGGGCUUCAAUGGGACUAUAUUUGCCUACGGACAAACGGGGACAGGUAAGACGCACACCAUGCAGGGGGUUCCAUGGGACCCGGAGGGGAGAGGGGUGAUACCCACCUCAUUCCAGCACAUCUUCACGCACAUCUCCAGGACCCAGAACCAGAAGUACCUGGUGAGGUCAUCGUACCUGGAGAUCUACCAGGAGGAGAUCAGGGACCUGCUGUUCAAAGACAACAACAGGAAGCUGGAGCUCAAGGAAAACCCAGACUUUGGCGUCUACGUGAAAGACCUGUCCUCGGUGGUGACUAAGAACGCCACGGAGAUCGAACAUGUCAUGAACCUAGGCAACCAGUCCAGGUCCGUGGGCUUCACCAACAUGAACGAACGCAGCUCCAGGUCCCAUGCCAUCUUUCUCAUCACCGUGGAGUGCAGCGAAGUGGGGCCCGACGGCGAGGACCACAUCCGAGUUGGGAAGCUGAACAUGGUUGACCUGGCUGGCAGUGAGCGCCAGAGCAAGACGGGCGCCAAAGGGAAGCGGCUGAAGGAGGCGGCCAAAAUAAACCUGUCUCUGUCGGCACUGGGGAACGUCAUCACAGCUCUGGUGGACGGGAAGAGCACCCACAUCCCCUACAGGGACUCCAAACUGACCCGCCUGCUCCAGGACUCGCUGGGGGGCAAUGCCAAAACUGUCAUGAUAGCAACCGUGGGGCCUUCGCACAAGAACUUCGAAGAGUCCCUGGCCACGCUUAGGUACGCCAGCAGGGCCAAGAACAUCAAGAACAAACCUCGGAUCAACGAGGACCCCAAAGACGCCCUGCUGAGGGAGUUUCAGGAGGAGAUCGCACGCUUGAAGGCGCAGCUGGAGAAGCAAGGGAUGCUCGCAAAGGAGAGGAGGAGGAUUCGAAGAAAUAGCAGAAGGCUGAGCAAAAGCAUGGGAGGCGUGGAGGAGGAGAUGCUUAGUGAGAGGGAGGCAGAGGUUUUGAGGGCCCUUCAGGGUGAACCAGACGGGAGACUUUACCUGAAACAGGGCGACGACUGCCCCAGGAGACUGAUCUACCAGGGAGGCAGCGAGAGGUUGAGGCCCCUGAGUGAACACAGGAAGAGUGUGGAGGACAUGCAGUGGGAUCAGGAUGCUCUGGAGAAGAUCAUAGAGAAAUACAAGACUAUGGAGAGCAAACUGUUAGUCGGAGGAAAGACGAUAAUCGAUCACACCAAUGAACAACAGAAGAUGCUCGAGUUGAAGAGGCAACAAAUUGCAGAACAGAUAAGGAGCGAGCGAGAGAUCCAGCAGCAGAUGAUGCUCCAGGACGAGGAGACAGUGGAAAUGAAGGAAACCUUCUCCUCGAUGCAGCAGGAGGUGGAACUGAAGACAAAGAAGCUGAGGAGGAUCUAUGCCAAACUACAGCUGGUGAAGGGAGAGAUUAAAGACGUAAUCGAUGAACACGUCAUGACCAGACAGGAGCUUGAACAGACACAGAGCGAGCUCACCAGGGAACUCAAGUACAAAUAUCUCUUGAUUGAGAAUUUUAUACCUCCUGAAGAAAAGAACAAGAUCAUGAACCGGCUGCACUUUGACGGUGAGGAGGACCAGUGGAGACUCCAGCCGGUGCUUCCACCAGAGAGCCCACAAAGUCGGGUCAAGAGACGUCCUCUCUCGGCCGUGGGAUACAAGAGGCCAAUCAGCCAAUAUGCACAGAUGGCUGUUACCACGGCAACUGGGGCCCCGUCGAGAUACCAGGCUGAGAACAUCAUGCUGCUGGAGUUAGACAUGUCUCCACCGACCAUGUUCGCCUUGAACCUUAACGGCGCUCACCUGGAGAGGGCCUUCUCUCCGAGGCUGCUGGGGGAUCUCGUGCUGGAUGUUCCGGUUAGAGAGAGGAGUGCUGCAUCCUCGAGGGUCAGGAAGUCCCAAUCCUGGUAUCAAGCACCACAAGCAGCAUCUGUCACAUCAUCGUCCUCCUCCAGCGCUCUGACGUCAGCCUCUCAGAGCUUCUCUCCCUCUCACAGACGGAGACCUUCCUCUGCUGCCUUUCUCUCACUGGACGGUCCGGUUCAGACAAGCCCCUGACAUGUGUCCAUAGAUCUGUACUGCAGGACUGACCUGAGCUCAGGGUGGCACCAGCCUUGAUUUUCUUUCUUUACUUUUGAGUGAGAAUGAUUUUAGUCAGCACGUAUUCAACAUAAUUGGAGAGAGACGCGUCAUCCCUUAAAUCCAAAAGAAUGUCUGACACAUGAAUGCAGGGGAUGAAUCUGUGGAGCUUUUUCAGCUGAUACUGUUCGCUGGCUUUUCCCCUCUGCUAGGCAGGUUAUGUUUUCACCCCUGUCUGUGUGGUUGUUUGUAUAUAUGCAAGAUUACGCAAAAAACAACUUAACAGAUUUCCACAAAACUUGGUGGAAGGAUGGGGUAUGUGUCAGGGAAGAACCCAU
Molecule: messenger RNA, 2958 nt
Organism: Hippoglossus stenolepis (Pacific halibut)
Lineage: Eukaryota; Metazoa; Chordata; Actinopteri; Pleuronectiformes; Pleuronectidae
Gene: kif3cb
Product: kinesin family member 3Cb
Exons: 8
Coding region: 293-2599 (768 amino acids)
Biological process (GO): microtubule-based movement
Molecular function (GO): ATP binding; microtubule binding; microtubule motor activity
Source: RefSeq, a predicted model, not a curated record